Felis catus (domestic cat) is the source of this 1293-nucleotide messenger RNA. RefSeq names its product transforming acidic coiled-coil-containing protein 3-like. The coding region runs from base 338 to 661 and encodes 107 amino acids. The record is from RefSeq and is a predicted model, not a curated record. Lineage: Eukaryota; Metazoa; Chordata; Mammalia; Carnivora; Felidae. The transcript is spliced from 3 exons.
GAUCAGCGCUUGCGCGAAUGCGGUGAGGUUUUAGGCAUCCGGGCUGAGGGGAUAACCUGGAGCGCUUUUUGGGACUUACGUGUUGAAGCAGUUGGCCUUGAAGAAACAGUUUUUAUACUUCAAGUUCGACCCACCCCUGAAGCACAACCUUCAGAGACAGAGUCGGUGGUGCCUGAGACGAGCAGAGCGCACCACCCACGCAGUCGCACCUUCCUCAGCAACUCCGGCCUGAGGCAACGCUGGUGGAAUUUGAUUUCUUCACGAGAUACGUUCCUGUGUGCCCUCCACCCUGUGUGUCCUCAGGCUUGGGAUCAGGCCUGGGGGGUUGCUGCUGCCCAUGGCGCCCAUCAUGGAUGUGCGAAAGUACGCCCAGAAGGGCUUGGACACGGUGGGGGAAGCAACACAGAAGGAUUGCUUGUUCCUGAAAACCAGGUGUGAAGAGCUCCGUGAGAAGAACCUGGAGAGGGGAAGAACACAGACCUGUCUGAGGGGAUUGUGUACCAGGCCAUGGAAGAGGGUCAAAACAGAAGGAACUGCCAAAGCCGAAAUCCAGGUUAUCCAGAUAACUUUUGAAGAAUUUGAUCUGAAGAUUGGCUAUGAUACCUUGAUAAUGAGUGAUGGAGGUGAAGUUGGAGACCCCAGGACAGUGUUCCAAAUGUAGAAGUCACUAAUGGAAUUCUGGGCAUAUUACUAUUACAGCACUUAUUACUGGGAGCAUAUGGCAACUCUUGGUUUAUUCAUGUCUCCCCUCUAUAAUCUGAGAUCCGUGGAAAGGGAAAAGAUUGCCUUCUCCAGCUGAGGAUUUCCUCAUGCUGCCAUCCCUUCCUUGCUCCCUAUGCAAAUGGCAUGGAGUCUGUAACCAAGAGACUCCAGGAAACGUUUGUCCAAUCAGUGUAAGUGCUUUAAAGUGACAGUGAAACAAAAGGGUUGAAACUGCCUUCUACAAAGAAACACAAUUUAAUAAUUAAAGUAGUCAAAGUUGCUCUGCUGUGGGAAGACAGUUUUGACUACAUCAAUCAAGGACUGUAGUAAGUUCCAAGCUUCCAAUGCCCUCAAGCAUUGUAGGAACAAUGUCAUAAACCAAACCAAGUGAAAAUGGAACCAAGGAACUUGAAAAUUCAAAGUUAAAGUGAGGGGAUGAAGAAUUUGUUCUGCUUGGGAAAAUGAAACAUAUAGGUCUAUUUUUCCACAUUGACUUAGUCAACAGUGUCACUUCCUAUGUUAGAUUAUACAUCUGUUCAUUGAUUGCUACAUGCCAACAAAACCUUGAAUUAAAAACAAAAAAAUACCCUU